CAUUGAUUCUUUCUCUCCACAGAAGGCAGAGGGGAGCAAGAAAUGGAGGAUAGGUCAUGUCAGGUGUUGUUUCCAUCUUCAUCGGUUGAUCAUCGCUUGUCUGGUGAUCAAACUCAGAUCAACACGUCCUCCUCGUUACAGCAGCAUAACACUAACAAAGAAGAGAAACACAAGAGUAAGAAGAAAGAGAGAGAAGCCAGGUUUGCUUUCCAGACAAGAAGUCAGGUUGAUAUUCUCGAUGACGGAUACAGGUGGAGGAAGUACGGCCAAAAAGCUGUCAAGAACAAUCCAUUCCCCAGGAGCUAUUAUAAGUGCACAGAAAAAGGAUGCAGAGUGAAGAAGCAAGUGCAGAGGCUAUCAGGAGAUGAAGGAGUGGUGGUUACCACUUACCAAGGAGUUCAUACCCACCCCGUUGAUACACCCUCCGAUAACUUCCACCACAUCUUGACCCAGAUGCACAUCUUCCCUCCCUUUUAGUUAUCUUUUUAUUGUUUUCAUUUUUAUUAUGCAUACCGAUGUAUCUUGGGUGGGUUUAGAUGAAUGAAACUGGCGCAAAAGAAUGCUGCUUUCAGACCAAAGCCCUUUUUUACUUUAUUAAACUGAGCAAUGCGUGAAUUGUACACACACCCGUCCUUGUCUUUGGGUUUCCCUGGAACCUAUCUCAUUUGGUGUCUUGCUGGACUCCGCUGCCCUGAAAAAACCCAUCAAACGCAGUCAACAGAGAUGAUAGACUGGCUGAAGGAAUCUCAACUGACCAAAUCACUUUGAAAGCAAUGAAUGAUGAGCCCGAACCAUUGAAUCAUUUAAAUUUAGUUGUUGAAUCAAAAGAGCACUCUUUUACUGUUUUGAGAUCCAGAAAU
Brassica oleracea var. oleracea is the source of this 860-nucleotide messenger RNA. RefSeq names its product probable WRKY transcription factor 45. The transcript has 2 exons. Gene Ontology annotation, molecular function: DNA-binding transcription factor activity; sequence-specific DNA binding. The record is from RefSeq and is a predicted model, not a curated record. Gene Ontology annotation, biological process: regulation of DNA-templated transcription. NCBI's taxonomy places the organism in Eukaryota, Viridiplantae, Streptophyta, Magnoliopsida, Brassicales, Brassicaceae. Bases 43 to 477 code for a protein of 144 amino acids.